This is a messenger RNA of Microdochium trichocladiopsis, 1151 nucleotides long. RefSeq lists its product as uncharacterized. Gene Ontology annotation, biological process: mitochondrial respiratory chain complex I assembly. NCBI's taxonomy places the organism in Eukaryota, Fungi, Ascomycota, Sordariomycetes, Xylariales, Microdochiaceae. The coding region runs from base 200 to 979 and encodes 259 amino acids. The transcript has a single exon. The record is from RefSeq and is a predicted model, not a curated record. Gene Ontology annotation, cellular component: mitochondrial inner membrane.
GAAUUGCUCCCGAGAAUCUCCCACACUUCACACUACGGACGGCCACACGUCGCACAGUCAAACACGAGCGGCAUCAUCAAAGGCCAUCCUUGCGGACGUAACACGACUGACCAGCCACGCGCUGCUGCGGUCAACGCGAAUCUCGAGCUUGAAAAAAGCUUCCGAAGUAACCUCGUGACACACUUAAAAUCUGCUGAGCAUGGCCUGUCAUUCGGCUGCCACGACUUUCGCUCGUCAUGCCUGCCCCAGUCGUGCACCAUCUCUGCGGAACACUUUAUCAGCUUGUUCGCGACAACGACGCGGGCUGCAGCAGAGUUGUAAGAUUUCAACAAAGGCGGGUUGCGGCGUUUUAAGCCAUGUAGCAUCAGUAUCUCAUGUCCUUUCUCGCAAAGCUCAGCCUACGAGCUUGGCUAGCACGACAAGACACCUGUCUACAAGUUCGGGACUCAGGCGGCGACAAGAUGUCGAAGCCAGCAGCGCAGCACCCAAACAAGAAACGACCGCGUCGGAUCUCGACAGACUCGAUGUGCUUGGAGCCGUGCCGGUGCCAUCACAUUCUGUCGAAUUGUGCAUGGCAGACGGCUUCCAGCUCAACAGCGGCGCAGAGAUCAGAGGAGGCACUGGAGUGCUACUGGUGGGGGGCGAAGGGUUUGCGUGGCGGCCAUGGCUCGCUCGGGAUGGCAGCAAGCGGCUUGUCAAUGGCAAGGGACAAUGGGAUAUAGCUGAAGAGUCUCUGGCACUGCUGGGACUCGUUUGGCCACGCCCCGACAUAUUGAUAUUGGGCCUGGGUCCUGAAAUUAGACCUCUUAGCCCUGCGGUGCGAAGACAUGUCGCAAGCCUGGGCAUGCGCGUCGACGUGAUGGACACACACAAUGCUGCGGCGCAAUUCAACCUGCUGGUCCGCGAGCGUGGAAUUGACGAGAUCGCUGCAGCAUUGAUCCCUCUCGGCUGGAAAGAAGGACGCGGCGCUGGGCCGUGAUUUUCAAGUCAUCAGCCCGAUCAGCUAGUAUGAGAAUGCUCAUUAAUCCAAGCGCAUUAGGCGCGAGCCAAACUAAGCACCCUCAGUUAUGUUCUCAUCGCCAAUGGCCCCCGCUUACCUACUCGACCAUGGAAAAUACAUCCAUGGAUGAACUUAUCGGACAAUAGGCGUG